AUGAAGGGCAAGGCCGACACCUCCAAGAAGGGCGAGGGCAGGCUCAAGGCCGCCGGCGGCGCCAGCAAGAGGAAGAAGGACGCCGCUGCCGCUGGCAAGCCCAAGCGCCCACCCUCCGCCUUCUUCGUCUUCAUGUCUGAGUUCAGGCAGCAGUACAACGCGGAGAACCCCAACAACAAGAGUGUCGCCAACGUGAGCAAGGCGGCGGGUGAGAAGUGGAGAGCUAUGUCUGAUGAGGACAAAGCACCUUAUGUGGAAAAGGCUGAACAGAAGAAGAAGGACUAUGAGAAGACCAAAGCCACCUUUGAUAACAAGGAGAGUGCGAGCUCCAAGAAGGCCAAGACUCAGAACGAUGAGGAGGUCAAAUCUGAGGUCGAAGAUGAGGGUAGCGAUGAGGAAAACGAGGACGAUGAUGAGUAA
Messenger RNA from Triticum turgidum subsp. durum (durum wheat), 420 nucleotides. The record is from the annotation of a GenBank genome assembly. NCBI's taxonomy places the organism in Eukaryota, Viridiplantae, Streptophyta, Magnoliopsida, Poales, Poaceae.